AAGGACCCAAAGUGGGUAUUAACCAAACUUGCGGGGUACUUAACUGCAAAAGCUGCAGUUAGUUGCUCAUCAAAAGCGGUGCCUUAUUCUUCCAUUCGUCAUAUUGCUCCCUUUACACGCCUCGGCGGUUCUCUCAAAUCUCAGUGUUCAACAUGGAUAUGACAAUGAAAGCGAGUCUGCUUGCCUUGUUUUUGCUGUUUCUUCUGUCACCUUCAGCAUUUUCAGCCUCUAAUGGUGGAUUGAUUAGAGUUGGACUUAAAAAGAGGAAGGUUGACCAACUUACCCAAAUCAAUGGACAUGGUGUCUCAAAGAAAGGAAAUGCUAUAAGAAACUUUGGCCUUGGAGGCCCUCUCACAGAUUCAAACACUGACAUUAUUGCAUUAAAGAACUACAUGGAUGCUCAGUAUUAUGGUGAGAUUGGUAUUGGAACUCCCUCACAAAAGUUCACUGUGAUCUUUGAUACUGGAAGUUCUAAUCUAUGGGUGCCUUCUUCAAAGUGCUAUUUUUCAGUAGCUUGCCUUUUUCACUCAAAGUACAAGGCGAGCCAUUCAAGCACCUACAAGAAAAAUGGGACAUCUGCUGCUAUUCAGUAUGGAACUGGAGCUAUCUCUGGUAUCUUUAGCCAAGACUCUGUCCAACUUGGUGAUCUUGUUGUUAAAGAACAGGAUUUUAUAGAGGCAACAAAAGAGCCUGGGAUCACUUUCUUAGCAGCCAAGUUUGAUGGUAUUCUUGGCCUUGGAUUUCAAGAAAUCUCUGUUGGAAAUGCUGUUCCUGUCUGGUACAACAUGGUAAAUCAAGGUCUUGUUCCAGAACCCGUAUUUUCUUUUUGGUUUAAUCGCAAUGCUGACGAGGAUGAAGGGGGUGAACUUGUGUUUGGUGGGGCCGAUCCUAAUCAUUUUAAGGGCAAACACACAUAUGUACCCGUGACUCAAAAGGGUUAUUGGCAGUUUGAUAUGGGUGAUGUCCUUAUUGGAGAUACAACUACUGGAUUUUGCAGUGAUGGUUGUGCAGCAAUUGCAGAUUCUGGAACCUCUUUGUUGGCAGGUCCAACGACUAUUAUUACUCAAAUCAAUCAUGCAAUUGGUGCUGCUGGAGUAAUGAGUCAGCAAUGCAAGACAUUGGUUAAUCAAUAUGGAAAGACUAUAAUCGAGAUGCUCUUAUCUGAGGCACAACCCGAUAAAAUCUGUUCUCAAAUGAACUUAUGUACUUUUAAUGGUGCCCGAGAUGUUAGUUCAAUAAUUGAGAGUGUGGUUGACAAGAAUAAUGGUGGUGUUGGUGUACAUGAUGAGAUGUGUACUUUCUGUGAGAUGGCAGUUGUUUGGGUGCAAACUCAAAUAAAAAAGAAUCAAACUGAAGAUAACAUACUUAACUAUGUCAACGAGCUUUGUGAUAAGCUGCCCAGUCCAAUGGGAGAAUCUGCAGUUGAGUGCAGCAGUCUUUCCUCCAUGCCCAAUAUCGCGUUUACUAUUGGUGAUAAAAUUUUUGAGCUUUCCCCAGAACAGUAUGUUCUGAAAAUUGGUGAGGGAGAAGUAGCACAAUGCAUCAGUGGAUUUACUGCUAUGGAUGUGGCCCCACCUCGUGGACCGCUUUGGAUUUUGGGAGAUGUUUUUAUGGGUCAAUACCAUACGGUGUUUGAUUAUGGGCGCUUACGUGUUGGAUUUGCUGAAGCAGCUUGAGGGAGGGAAACACUUUUCUGACUGUAAAUAUUCUCUGAAAAAAAAAUGUUUAAAUAAAGUCUUUUUCUGUCGUGUUUUUACUUCCGUAAAUUUCGUUGUUGGAUUGUUAAAAACGUGAGGUGGUACGUGUUAGGAACUGAUGUUUGUUUGUUUACCAGUUAUCGUUAUGUUAUAUGGUUGUUUUUGUUUUUA
Lactuca sativa (garden lettuce) is the source of this 1868-nucleotide messenger RNA. RefSeq names its product cyprosin. The record is from RefSeq and is a predicted model, not a curated record. Gene Ontology annotation, biological process: lipid metabolic process; proteolysis. NCBI's taxonomy places the organism in Eukaryota, Viridiplantae, Streptophyta, Magnoliopsida, Asterales, Asteraceae. Gene Ontology annotation, molecular function: aspartic-type endopeptidase activity.